This is a messenger RNA of Chlorella variabilis, 777 nucleotides long. RefSeq lists its product as hypothetical. The record is from RefSeq and is a predicted model, not a curated record. The transcript is spliced from 5 exons. The coding region runs from base 1 to 777 and encodes 258 amino acids. Gene Ontology annotation, molecular function: FMN binding. Lineage: Eukaryota; Viridiplantae; Chlorophyta; Trebouxiophyceae; Chlorellales; Chlorellaceae.
AUGCUGCCCAACGCCAAGUCGGUGACCACCGCGCUGCGCAAGGUCAAGGACCUGCCCUACCAGGUCAUCGCCAACGGACACGGACCGCUGCUCAAGUUCAACGUGGCGGAGAUGGUGGGCAGCGCGUUUGUGGAUGCGGGGGUGGAGCCGAUGAUGGGCGCGCUGCGCGUCAAGGACGACCCCACAGAGGCGCUGUACCAGCUGUUUGAGGAGGCCGGCACCGACCUGGCCCAGGCGCUAACCGCCAAGGAGGCCAGCGCGCGCAAGAAGGCGGCCAUGUGCCCGGACGUGGCCAAGGCGCUGGCGCGCGUGUCGGGCGGCCUCUACAUUGUCACCGCCGCCCACACAAAUGCCAAGAGCGCCAUGGUGGCCAGCUGGGUCAGCCAGGCCUCGUUCGAGCCGCUGGGCCUCACCAUCGCGGUGGCCAAGGACAGGGCCAUCGAGUCGCUGAUGCAGGUUGGCGACGCCUUUGUGCUCAACUGCCUGGGCGAGAACGAGUACAGCGCCACGCUCAAGCACUUCCUGCAGGCGAGCCUUGCAUCCUGCAGCCGCCGCUUCCCGCCCGGCGCCGACCGCUUUGAGGGCAUCGCGUGGCGCCCCGCCGCCAACGGCUGCCCCGUGCUGGACGGCAGCAUCGCGCACAUGGAGUGCGUGGUGCGGUCGCGCAUGGAGACGUCCGACCACUGGGUGGUGUACGCAGAGGUGGUGGAGGGGGAGGUGACGCAGGCGGAGAAGAAGACGGCGGUGCACAGGCGCGUGGUGGCCUCCUACUACUGA